Messenger RNA from Micromonas pusilla CCMP1545, 1015 nucleotides. RefSeq lists its product as uncharacterized. NCBI's taxonomy places the organism in Eukaryota, Viridiplantae, Chlorophyta, Mamiellophyceae, Mamiellales, Mamiellaceae. The record is from RefSeq and is a predicted model, not a curated record. Gene Ontology annotation, biological process: carbohydrate metabolic process; pentose-phosphate shunt; pentose-phosphate shunt, non-oxidative branch. The transcript is spliced from 4 exons. Bases 30 to 842 code for a protein of 270 amino acids. Gene Ontology annotation, molecular function: D-ribulose-phosphate 3-epimerase activity; metal ion binding. Gene Ontology annotation, cellular component: cytosol.
UCGCCGCCUCGCUCUCCUCCUCAAGAACGAUGUCCGCUUUCACCGCUUCCCCCGCCGUCUUCGCGCGCAAGGCGCUCAACGGCUCCGCGCUCACCUCCAAGCGCGUCGCCGCGAAGAACGUCAAGACGUUCGCGGUCAGCGCGAACGCGAAGGUUGACGCGUGCGAUAAAAACUCCGUCAUCGUGUCCCCGUCCAUCCUCAGCGCGAACUUCGCGACGCUGGGUGCGGAGGUCAAGGCCGUCGACGAGGCCGGCGCGGAGUGGAUCCACAUCGACGUCAUGGACGGCCGCUUCGUGCCGAACAUCACGAUCGGUCCCCUCGUCGUCGACGCGCUUCGCCCGGUCACGGACAAGGUCCUCGACUGCCACCUCAUGAUCGUCGAGCCGGAGCUCCGCGUCGCCGACUUCGCCAAGGCUGGCGCGGACAUCAUCUCCGUCCACGCCGACCCCGGCACGUCCACGAUCCACCUCCACCGCACGGUGAACCAGAUCAAGGACCUCGGAUGCAAGGCUGGCGUGGUCCUCAACCCGGGGACGCCGCCGGAGUGCCUCGAGUACGUCCUCGACUGCGUCGACCUCAUCCUGGUCAUGUCCGUCAACCCCGGGUUCGGCGGGCAGUCGUUCAUCGAGUCUCAGGUUGAGAAGAUCGCGAAGAUCAAGGCCAUGUGCGACGCCAAGGGCGUGAACCCGUGGAUCGAGGUCGACGGCGGCGUCACCCCCGCGAACGCGUACAAGGUGAUCGAAGCCGGCGCGAACGCGCUCGUCGCGGGGUCCGCGGUGUUCAACUCGCCGGACUACGCCGCCGCCAUCGCGGGCAUCAAGGCGUCCAAAGCGCCCAAGUAAUUUGUUUUUAACGCAGCUGGCGCGGGUACUGUGAGGAAAAGGAAGGAAGAGAGGAGCGCGACGCGGGACGUCCGCGCGUCGCCGAGUUGUGAGGGCUAUGCCUCGCGUGGUGAAGGAUAUUACACGAGCGAGGGUGUUGUUACGUAGCGAUAACGUCGAUUCAUUCUAUUCGU